Messenger RNA from Papaver somniferum (opium poppy), 1191 nucleotides. Its product is annotated as F-box protein At5g07610-like. The record is from RefSeq and is a predicted model, not a curated record. Bases 1 to 1191 code for a protein of 396 amino acids. The transcript has a single exon. Gene Ontology annotation, molecular function: protein binding. Lineage: Eukaryota; Viridiplantae; Streptophyta; Magnoliopsida; Ranunculales; Papaveraceae.
AUGUCUGUUUCGUUAACUAUUUUUCAGUCAUCAUAUCUAAUAGCUACUAAUCGUGACCUUUUGGAGCAAAUUUUAGUGUGUUUACCAGUGAAAUCCUUGCUUAGAUUCAAAUGCAUAUCGAAGAAAUGGCUUUUUCUAAUAUCUGAUGCAUUUUUCAUUCAAGAACACUGCAAAAGAAACCACCACCCCAAACGUUUUUCAAUACCGGGAAUACUAUGUUCUGCCGGUAAUAAGAGACCUGUAUCUGAAAUGAUCUUCUUAGAUGGAUAUGUGGGUGUUCCUUUCACUUUUAAUACCCCAGCUUUCUUUGACGAUCCAACGGGCAUAGUAAUAAGCCAAUCUUGCAAUGGUCUUUUCUGUUGUCGUAGUGACAUGUUCAACAAAGCCAGUGAAAUAUACAUUUACAUCUUCAAUCCAUCCACAAAUCAUUGCAAAGUCCUUCCUACAUAUGAUCAACAAAUGGUAAACAUGGGCUUUCAUGUUAUUAGCAUUAGCUUAGCUUUUGAUCCCAUCAAGUCAAGUAAUUAUGAAGUAGUUGUUACUUGGUCCUAUGGUAGAACAAAGCGCAAUGGUAGAUGUAAAUAUCACAUUACAAUCUACUCGUCCAAAACAAACUCUUGGAGGCUCUCUGGAGAUGUCAUUUAUGCACCUGAAUAUGAUUUGUCAAAGUCUGGUGUCUUUUGGAAUGGUUUGUUGCACUGGUUAACAAUGGAUGAAACACAAGUGGUUUAUUUCGAUUUUGAUCAAGAGUCAUUUAAUAUAUUGGCGUUACCUUCGCCUCCAGAUGCUCCAAGAUUGGCCUAUAAGACUAAGAGGAUUAAGUACUUCCGAGAGUGUAGGGGGAAUCUGUACGUUAUUCAAACCUUUGUACAUGAACUUGUUGGAUGUUUCGAUAUCUUGGAGGUGAAAGUUGAUUACACCGGGUGGAAUAUUAAAUACCAUGUCGAUCUUCGAGGACUGACAAGGGGUUACCCAGAAAUUUCUAAUGUCUCUGAUUUCUCUGUUCUGUAUGUUCAUGAAAUGGAAGGGCAGGAGUCGUCUUCGAAGUUGGUAUUACGUGCAAGCAAUAAGGUUAUAUCUUAUGAUGUCGAAGAUGCCAGCUUUAAAGAAAUUCAGGAUUUACAACAAAAUCUUUAUGGUGUAAUCGCUGAUAAAGCAUUUCCAUACGUUGAAUCACUUGUUUGUGUUUAA